Tupaia belangeri chinensis (Chinese tree shrew) is the source of this 6360-nucleotide messenger RNA. It is a transcript of the gene ATP7B, whose product is annotated as ATPase copper transporting beta. The record is from RefSeq and is a predicted model, not a curated record. The transcript has 21 exons. Gene Ontology annotation, cellular component: plasma membrane; trans-Golgi network. Lineage: Eukaryota; Metazoa; Chordata; Mammalia; Scandentia; Tupaiidae. The coding region runs from base 298 to 4818 and encodes 1506 amino acids. Gene Ontology annotation, molecular function: ATP binding; P-type divalent copper transporter activity; ATP hydrolysis activity. Gene Ontology annotation, biological process: copper ion export; copper ion import; intracellular copper ion homeostasis.
CCGUGUGCAGAGAUCCACAGUGCUGCAUGCAGUGUACUGAGGGAGAGGGUGCCAAUUGGUGGAAUGGUGUAGAUAAACAAAAAGCAAAUAGGUACACAGUGGUGCGCAGCCUGCUCGAGUUCCUGAAGCUUGCUGCCAGACCCAAGACUCAGCAGGCAGCCUCUCGGAAGCCAGCUCAGGAGCAGGAGAGUGCCUUCCUCCCUGCUAAUUAAUUCGCAGGACACUUUAAAAACAUUUCCUUCUAACACGACCAGAUAGUCUGGUGAAGGUGACCGACUUAGUGCUUUGGACGCAGCGAUGGAGAAAGCCAGGGGCGAGGUGCCCCAGAACUCUGAGCAGUCCUUUCUGGCAACUUUAAGUGACCCACGUGUGACUCUGCUGUCAGUCCAUAAGUGCUGGUCCUUCAGGAAGAAUCCUGGGGACAAGGGCUCAGCCAGGCCAGUGUUUUUGCCGGAGGAAGGCUCUUCUCCAUCAGAAGAGGGAGAAAUUCCACAGAGGGUUUUGAACGGAGCCCAGGAAAUGAGUUCCAGUCAGAUCUUAUCUAAACUUUCAUUGCCCACUCAUGCCUGGGAACCAGCAAUGAAGCAGAGUUUUGCCUUUGACAACGUUGGCUAUGAAGAUGGUCUGGACAGCGUGUACCCUUCUUCUGCAACAGCAACCACCAACAUCAGCAUUCUGGGCAUGACUUGCCAGUCGUGUGUAAAGUCCAUCGAGGGCAGGAUUUCUGGUUUGAAAGGCAUCAUAAGCAUUAAGGUUUCCCUGGAACAAGGCAUUGCAACUGUGAAAUAUGUGCCAUCAGUUAUGAGUCUGCAACAGAUUUGCCAUGAAAUUGGGGACAUGGGCUUUGAGGCCAGUGUUACAGAAGGAAAGGCUGCCUCCUGGCCCUCAAGGUCCUCACCUGCCCAGGAGGCUGUAGUCAAACUCCGGAUAGAGGGUAUGACCUGCCAGUCCUGUGUCAGCUCCAUCGAAGGCAAGAUCAGAAAAUUGCAAGGAGUAGUAAGAGUCAAAGUCUCUCUUGGCAACCAAGAGGCAGUCAUCACUUACCAGCCUUAUCUUAUUCAACCCGAAGACCUCAGGGACCAUGUAAAUGACAUGGGAUUUGAAGCUGCCAUCAAGAAUAAAAUGACCCCCUUAAGUCUGGGACCAAUUGAUAUUGGACGAUUACAAAGCACUAACCCAAAGAGACUUUCGGCUUCUGCAAACCAGAAUUUCAAUAAUUCUGAGACCUUGGAAGGAAGCCAAGGAAGCCACGUGGUCACCACACAACUGACAGUCGAUGGAAUGCACUGUAAGUCUUGUGUCUUGAAUAUUGAAGAAAAUAUAGGCCAGCUUCCAGGAGUUCAAAAUAUUCAAGUGUCCUUGGAGAACAGAACUGCCCAAGUACAAUAUGACCCUUCUUGUAUUACCCCAGUGUCUCUGAAGAGGGCCAUUGAGGCACUUCCACCUGGGAACUUUAAAGUUUCUGUUCCUGAUGGGGUAGAAGGGAAGGGGACAGAUAAUGGGUCUUCUAGUCCUCAUUCCUAUGGCUCCCCCCAAAGAAACCAGGGACAGAGCAUGUACAGUACUGUGGUGCUCAGAAUUGCUGGCAUGACCUGUGCAUCCUGUGUCCAGUCCAUUGAAGACGUGAUCUCCCAACGGGAAGGUGUGCAGCAAAUAUCAGUCUCUCUGGCUGAAGGGACUGGAACGGUUCUUUAUGAUCCCUCUGUGAUUAGCCCAGAAGAACUCAAAGCUGCUGUGGAAGACAUGGGAUUCGAGGCUUCAGUCAUUCCUGAAAACUAUUCUACCAACCAUGUUGGAAGCCACAAUGUUGGGAAUUAUGUGGCCCAAACUGCAGGUGGUGUACCUGUGUCUGUGCAGGGAGUGGCUCCCCACACUGGGGGACUCUCUAAAAACCAUGAGUCUGGCCGCUUAUCAAAGUCCCCACAAUCCACUGGAACGGUGGCACCACAGAAGUGCUUUUUACAGAUCAAAGGCAUGACCUGUGCGUCCUGUGUGUCUAACAUAGAAAGAAAUCUUCAGAAAGAAGCUGGUGUGCUGUCCGUGCUGGUUGCCUUGAUGGCAGGAAAGGCCGAGGUGAAGUAUAAUCCAGAGAUCAUUCAGCCCGUCGAGAUAGCUCAGCUCAUCCAGGACCUGGGCUUUGAGGCAGCCGUCAUGGAAGACUACACAGGUUCAGGGGGCGACCUGGAGCUGAUUAUCACUGGGAUGACCUGCGCUUCCUGUGUUCACAACAUAGAGUCCAAGCUCACAAGGACAAAUGGCAUCACCUACGCCUCUGUAGCCCUUGCCACCAGCAAAGCCCAUAUUAAGUUUGAUCCUGAAAUUAUUGGUCCACGGGAUAUUAUCAAAAUUAUUGAGGAAAUUGGCUUUCAUGCUUCCCUGGCCCAGAGAAACCCCAGCGCUCAUCACUUGGACCACAAGAUGGAAAUAAAGCAGUGGAAGAAGUCUUUCCUGUGUAGCCUGGUGUUUGGCAUUCCCGUUAUGGGCUUGAUGAUCUACAUGUUAAUACCCAGCAAUGAGCCGCAUGAGGCGAUGGUCCUGGACCACAACAUCAUCCCAGGACUGUCCAUUCUGAAUCUCAUCUUCUUUAUCUUGUGUACCUUCGUACAGUUCCUUGGUGGGUGGUACUUCUAUGUUCAGGCCUACAAAUCCCUGAGACACAGGUCAGCCAACAUGGACGUGCUCAUCGUCCUGGCAACAAGCAUUGCCUAUGUCUACUCUCUGGUGAUCCUGGUGGUCGCAGUGGCCGAGAAGGCUGAGAGAAGCCCUGUGACGUUCUUUGACACGCCCCCUAUGCUGUUUGUGUUCAUUGCUCUGGGACGGUGGCUGGAACACGUGGCAAAGAGCAAAACCUCAGAAGCCCUUGCCAAACUCAUGUCUCUCCAGGCCACAGAAGCCACUGUUGUGACCCUUGGGGAGGACAACCUAAUUAUUAGAGAGGAGCAAGUACCCAUGGAGCUGGUGCAACGGGGUGAUAUCAUCAAGGUUGUCCCUGGGGGAAAAUUCCCCGUGGAUGGGAAAGUCUUGGAAGGCAAUACCAUGGCUGACGAGUCCCUCAUCACAGGAGAAGCCAUGCCAGUUACCAAGAAACCCGGAAGCAUUGUUAUCGCAGGGUCUAUAAAUGCCCAUGGCUCUGUGCUCAUUGAAGCCACCCAUGUGGGCAAUGAGACCACUUUGGCUCAGAUUGUGAAGUUGGUGGAAGAGGCUCAGAUGUCAAAGGCACCUAUUCAGCAACUGGCUGACCGGUUUAGUGGAUAUUUUGUCCCAUUUAUCAUCAUCAUUUCAACUUUGACGCUGGUGGUAUGGAUUGUAAUCGGUUUUAUCGAUUUUGGUGUUGUUCAGAAAUAUUUUCCUAACCCCCACAAGCAUAUUUCCCAGACAGAGGUGAUCAUCCGGUUUGCAUUCCAGACUUCCAUCACGGUGCUGUGCAUUGCCUGCCCCUGUUCCCUGGGGCUGGCCACACCUACGGCUGUCAUGGUGGGCACUGGGGUGGCUGCCCAGAACGGUGUGCUCAUCAAGGGAGGCAAGCCUCUGGAAAUGGCCCACAAGAUAAAGACUGUGAUGUUUGACAAAACUGGCACCAUUACCCAUGGGGUCCCCAGAGUCAUGAGGGUCCUCCUGCUUGUGGACGUGGCUGCGCUCCCCCUCAGAAAGGUCCUGGCUGUGGUGGGGACUGCAGAAGCCAGCAGCGAGCACCCCUUGGGCGUGGCCGUCACCAAGUACUGUAAAGAGGUACUUGGAACAGAGACCUUAGGAUACUGCACGGAUUUCCAGGCAGUGCCAGGUUGCGGAAUUGGCUGUAAAGUCAGCAGCGUGGAAGCCAUCUUGGCCCCUGAUGCAGCCCCCCAGACCUUCUCUGUGCUGAUUGGAAACCGUGAAUGGAUGAGGCGCAAUGGCCUAACUAUUUCCAGCGACGUCAGUGACGCCAUGACAGAUCAUGAGAUGAAAGGACAGACCGCCAUCUUGGCAGCUAUUGAUGGUGUGCUAUGUGGGAUGAUUGCCAUCGCAGACGCUGUCAAGCCGGAGGCCGCCCUGGCUGUGCACACCCUCAAAAACAUGGGCGUGGAUGUCGUUCUGAUCACAGGGGAUAACCGGAAGACAGCCAGAGCCAUUGCCACCCAGGUUGGCAUCAACAAAGUCUUUGCAGAGGUUCUGCCUUCUCACAAGGUGGCCAAGGUCCAGGAACUCCAGAACAAGGGCAAGAAAGUCGCCAUGGUGGGAGACGGGGUUAAUGACUCCCCGGCCUUGGCCCAGGCUGAUGUUGGCAUCGCUAUUGGGACUGGCACAGAUGUGGCCAUUGAGGCAGCUGACGUCGUCCUCAUCAGAAAUGAUUUACUUGAUGUGGUGGCUAGCAUUCACCUUUCCAAGCGGACGGUCCGGAGAAUCCGAGUCAAUCUGGUCCUGGCAUUGAUUUAUAACCUGGUUGGGAUCCCCAUUGCAGCAGGUGUCUUCAUGCCUCUCGGCAUCGUGUUGCAGCCAUGGAUGGGCUCGGCGGCCAUGGCAGCCUCCUCUGUGUCUGUGGUGCUCUCAUCUCUGCAGCUCAAGUGCUAUAAGAAGCCUGACCUGGAGAGGUACGAGGCCCAGGCCCACGGCCGCAUGAAGCCCCUGAGUGCAUCGCAGGUCAGCGUGCACAUCGGCAUGGACGACCGGCAGCGGGACUCUCCCAGGGCCACACCAUGGGACCAGGUCAGCUACGUCAGCCAAGUGUCUCUGUCCUCCCUGACGUCCGACAGGCUGUCUCGGCACAGCACCAUGGUGGACGACGGCGGGGACAAAUGGUCUCUGCUUCUGAAUGACAGGGAUGACGAACAGUACAUCUGAAAGCUCCAGGCCAGGUGGGGGCCUGGCUUCCCCUAGGGGGAGCUUGAGUCUACUGCUGUGGUUGAGCCGAGCAGGUGCAGCACCAGCUGCCAGGAGCAGGGGGUGGAAGCUCGCCUCUCGCCUCAGGGAUGUCGCUCCCUGGAGCAUGUGGCCUUGCCUAGGUGUGCCUGGCCCCCGCCUAGAUGGGACUGCCCUGCCUGGGUUCUCCUGGUACAAGGCAAAGCAGCCUGACUUCACCAUACUGUCUGCGUGGGCUUUGUCCAAACCUCUCUCGGACUCAGAGAAUAAGAUGGAAGUCAGUCUUCCUCACAAACUUUUGCCUUUUUAGGAUGACUACUUGUGAAAUGAGGAAUGAUCUCAUCAAGAGGAAAAACUUAGCUGGGCCUGUGCAGAGAGCCCCUUGCAGAACUCACUGGUGGGCCCUUUAUGACAACACCCACGUGCAUCGCAUGUCUGGGACCACACCUUACCUCAAAUACACCUGUCGUUCUCUGCUGGCACAAUCUUUCUCUUCUCCACUCUGUGGGCUUCGUAUCCUUGACACAAGAAUGUGCCCCAACCCUGUCCAUCCCUUUUGGCAUCCUCAUGGACCCCUGCUGCUCUCAGCAGCUCUCCAGCUGCUCUCUCAUGUGCACUACCACUGCAAAUCUGGUCCUCUGUGCAUGCACACACGCGUGCGCACGCACACACACACCCCUAGCCAGAAAACUUGCCACAGCCCUCUUCACGUGGAGCAGAGCUCUUUCUUGCUUAGGAGUCGUUUUUCUGUAGAGUCACAGCUUCUCUUUACAUAAAUAAAGUGCUACUGCUUGCCAGCGGCAGCGGGGCUCAGAACCUGACCUGAGUCCAAAUCGGGGCCUCCUGUGGGGCCUAGGCACCUGUGACCCAGGGCGACCUUACGUGCCUACCGCAGCCUGUGUUACUUGACACAGGAGCACCGGAAGAGGUGUGUGUGUGCUGGACCCCACGGUCUUCUAUAUGACUGUUACCUCAUGGACUCAAGAGAGAAUUCACGUUCCUAGAGCCCUUGUCAUUGUCCAACUCAGAGGAAACAGUGCCGCCCGAGUAAGAGGAAGGCACAGUUCUCCACCGUGAGCUUUCCUCCAUGCUGAGUGGGCGCCUGAGGACAGCCAGCACAGCUCCCCAGAUGGAAGGCUGCCUCUACUUGCCAGUGCUCUUUGUGAUUACCGAUGCCAGAGUGGGCCCCGUUUUAGACUCAGAGUUCAGCAGUGAUUGACAGAACCUCAUGGGAGCAGACUAGUAGAACUGAUUACACUCUAGGGUGAAGCCCUUGUCUCCCACACUAAAUAAUCCUUAUUUAUUGUCUCUUAUUCACCAGUGGCAUUGUUAGCCCCCUUUAUAGCCUCUAAUCCUCCCAACAAACCAGUAAGGUAGCUGAUAUUGUUCACAUUUUACAGGCAGGGAAACAGGCUCAGAGAGGCCGAGUAUCCAGUCCAGGAUCACACAGCCGGUUGUUUGCCUUGUCUGUUGGUUCUGAAGGCUUUUUUCUCAUCCCUCUGCCAUCUUACAUAUCGGUUUGCU